This is a messenger RNA of Vanessa atalanta (red admiral), 1751 nucleotides long. Its product is annotated as carbonyl reductase [NADPH] 3-like. The record is from RefSeq and is a predicted model, not a curated record. The transcript has 2 exons. NCBI's taxonomy places the organism in Eukaryota, Metazoa, Arthropoda, Insecta, Lepidoptera, Nymphalidae. Gene Ontology annotation, molecular function: carbonyl reductase (NADPH) activity. The coding region runs from base 499 to 1341 and encodes 280 amino acids.
UCUAUUUAAUUUGUUUAUUUAAAAAGCACUUUUUGAUUAAUGAAAAAUGUUAUCUUUGAUUUGACAGUUUUUUAGAGAGUUCUCAAGGACAUUAAAAUUAUAUAUAUCACGAUUACAAGCAUUACGAAUUAUUAAUAAGCGCUUUAAGAAUAUCUCAAUUUUUUACAAAUAAAAUAAUCAUAUUACAGACAUUCUGCUUGUCAAAUUCGCCAGGCUCCAAAUUAAUUUACUAGCUUUGCUUUCAUAUCAAUAAAUUAAGUUUUAUCAGAGUAACCGAGCAAUUCAAUUCCUCAAAAGUAUUUAUUUGUGUAUGCGAUACGCGCUUGUUAACGAAUAUAUAUAUCAUAUAUAUGUAAACUCGAAUGUUAUCACUAAUAAAUUAUAAAUACCGCAAUAUCUACACGCAACUUUAAGAUACCGACUAAGUAUCAGUAAGUUAUAAUAACAACCGUAACGCUGUUUGGUAUUGAUAUAAAUAAAUUGUUAAGGCAACAAACUAUGAGUGAAAACAAAACUGCGAUUGUAACAGGUGCUAAUAAGGGCCUAGGUUUUGCCAUCGUCAAAGGUUUAUGUCAAAAUUUUAAGGGCUUAGUAUAUUUAACAUCACGAAACGAAGACCGUGGUAAGACAGCUUGUCAAGAAUUACAGAAAUUAGGUUAUACACCUCAGUACUACAAGCUCGACGUAACCGAUGAAAAAAGUGUUUUAAAUUUAUGUUCAUUUUUAAAAUCACGUAAGAUUGAUUUGUUAAUAAACAAUGCUGGAGUUCUGUUUCUAAAAGAUUCAAAAGAAUCUAAGAUUACCCAAGCAGAACAAACUUUAUUAAUUAACUUUUUCGCUUUAGUUAACUUUACUGAAGCAAUUUUACCUUUUAUGAAUGAUAAUGGUACUAUUCUCAAUAUUUCAAGUUCGUCUGGACACUUAUCACGAAUACCUUCAGAGAAGUUAAGAAAAGAAAUAAGCAAUCCUAAUCUUAGCUUAAUUGAUUUAAAGAGUUUAAUGAAGAAAUACAUAGAUUCUGUAAAAUUUAACAGAGAAAUUUCCGACGGCUGGGGCGAUUCGCCCUAUGUGGUGUCAAAAGUUGGCUUAAAUGCCUAUACUUUUAUACUGAAUCGGAGACUUAAAGAAAGAGGUAUUUUAGUAAAUUGCGUGCACCCCGGUUAUGUAAUGUCAGAUAUGACACGAGGAGCUGGUACUGUGAGUCCAGAACAAGCUGCUGAAGUCGUGGUGAAAUUAGCACUUACACCUGAAACCGGCGGUUUAUAUGUAUGGCAUAAUGGUGUCACCGUGCCAUGGGAUGGACCGGAUCCACGGGGAUAUAUUGACGGAAAACCUUUGUAAUAUAACCUUAAAUGCAUCCAUAUCAUUUGUGUAACACAAAACAGCAAUUAAUAAAGAAUUAGGUCAUUUAAAUUUUCUAAGUUUGGGAAAUAAAUUGCGAAUCAUUUAUUUUUCUUUGAUUCAAUGUCAAAAAUCAAUAACAUAAUUAGGAAUGAAGAUAAAAUAUAUCUUUUCGGAUAUUUCUGUAUUUAACAUUUCGCAUAAAUUAACAAUAUAUUUUUUUUUAUAAUGGUUCAAUAGUUUUAUAAAAAAUAUUUUUCUUGGGGAAUAAAAUGUCAUUUAUUUGAUCUUGUUACUAUAAUAGUUUUAGUCGUGAAUUUAUUGCAUUUUACUUGGUCGUAUUAAGUGAUAUAAAUAUUUCAGAACAUUUUGUUUAUUAUAUUUCUUAUAACAUUAAAUAUAUAUUUAUU